CGGCACAGCCCGGCUCGGCGCGGCCCGGCGGGACGGCGGCUGCGAUCCGCCGCGGCCGGCGAUGGGAGAUGGAGGGAGCCGGCGGUGCGGCAGAAGCACUUGUGCUGGAUAAUGACAUAUCAGCUCAUGCCCAGAAUGUUGCCAAGGCCAAAUAUGAAUUUUUAUUUGGCUUGGAAGAAGAGAAACCUUCAGGAAUGGGUAGUGGCCGUGGAAGCAGCAGUUUGCCUCCUCACACCACCAUCAAUGAAUUUCCAGAGUACGGCAGCGUAGAGUCAAGCAGACAGGCGGCGGGGGCCCCGCCCGUGACGCGCAGCCCCGAAGGACGGGACGGCCACCACCGCGCCCGGCCCGGGCCUCCGCGCGCGGCCCCUGCCCCCCCCCCCCGGCCUGGUGCAGGCGCGGCGCCGCGUCACGCCCCAGAAGAGGGCUUGCAACCUGCAGGUAAUCUGCCAGAGAUUAUGAAGUUCUCUGGGCGACCAGAAGCAACAAAGGUGCAAGAAAGAGCAAAUACUUCUCUCGAUUCAGAGACGCAAAUGGAAAAAAAGAGUGUUACUGGCAGCCAAAAUGUGCAGGCAGCCAGAGAUCCAGUUCCAGCAGGCCAAGAAAAACUCUCAGACAUGCUUCUUCCAUCUGAACGAACAGCUGAGGAAAAAAAGCAUUUGAUCAUGGAGAAGGAUCUGGCUUCAAUAUGGGCUGAAGAAAAGCAGUCCAAAUCCUCACAAGUUAUAAGUAAUAAAGCAGAGGAGGUCCACACAGCUCAGGAACCAAGCUGUCACAAACCAUCUGUGACAAACCUGGAAGCAGUCAGCAGAGUGGAGAGGGGGACAGGUUCUGAGGAGUUUUCAGAGUACAGUCAAGGCAAAAUGCAAACAGGUCCUGAGAGAAGGCUUGCUAAAGAGGCAGCUGUGAGUAAACAUGUAGAAUUUCAAGGUGUGGAGAUUUUAUGGCUGCAAAAAGCUGAGGAGCAGAAAAGAAAGAAACACUCACUGCUGGACUCUGUGUCUGUGGAGAGGAAGGCAUUCCCCAAAACAUCCAGCCACCCUGUGUCACCAGUGGUCUCCCCAGCCUUGGUUUCUUUGCCAGACAGUGCGUGGAGUGAGGUCUGUGAAGACCCAAGGCUGGGACCUGCUGCCUCCGGAGCCACUCCUCUAGCACUGCUCAAUGAAAACAGGAAGGAUGAAGUUUCUGUGAAGGACAGGAAGAACUGUGGUGAGGAGGAGAUGGCUAUGCUUGCAAAAGGCCAGGGCAGGAUGGUGGAGGAGGGGGAAGCAGCCACAGGAGGAUAUGAAGAUUUCCUUGGGCAGAGGCACUCUGACGUCUCCACUGAUCUGUACAGCUCACAGUUUGAAAACAUCCUAGACAAUGCAUCUUUGUACUACAGUGCAGAAUCGCUGGAGACAUUGUACUCGGAGCCCGAUAGCUACUUCAGCUUUGAGAUGCCACUCACUCCCAUGAUCCAGCAGCGCAUGAAGGAGGGUGGACAGUUCUUAGAUAGGACAUCAGCCUUGGGGCAGACAGAUGUGCCCGACAGGGAAGUGAAGGGAUGUGGUGAAGGCAUCGCCAAUGGCUUAAGGGAUGCAAGUGAAACACUCUUCAAAGGAGAUGUCACAGAAGUCCCUCGUCUGGAAAGCAAUGUUGAACUACAAAAUAUGGUGUUAGACCCCAGUGCAGCCAUGGGGAGCAAUGAACUCCAGGAGAAAGAUGCCACUGGAGCCCCUGGCCAUGAUCUCAGCAAUGGCAGCAGCAGCAAUUUGGAAGCAGCCAGGCGCCUGGCUAAGCGCCUCUACCAUCUGGACAGAUUCAAACGCUCUGAUGUGGCAAAACAUUUGGGUAAAAACAAUGAAUUCAGCAAGCUCGUGGCCGAAGAGUAUCUUAAAUUUUUUGACUUCACAGGUAUGACGCUGGACUCUUCACUCAGGAGUUUCUUUAAGGCCUUUUCACUUAUUGGAGAAACUCAGGAACGAGAGAGAGUUUUAAUCCACUUCUCCAGCAGAUACUACCAGUGCAACCCAAAUGCCAUUUCUUCUCAAGAUGGAGUUCACUGUCUCACGUGUGCCAUGAUGCUGCUGAACACAGACCUGCAUGGCCAUAACAUUGGGAAAAAGAUGACCUGCCAAGAGUUCGUUGCUAACCUCCAGGGAAUGAAUGAUGGCAAGGACUUCCCGAGAGGGCUCUUGAAGGCCCUCUACAAUUCAAUCAAGAAUGAGAAGUUGGAAUGGGCAGUGGAUGAAGAAGAGAAAAAAAAAUCUCACUCGGAUGGUACAGAUGAAAAGGAUAAUGGGAACCAGACAAAGGCUGUCAGUCGAAUUGGCAAUUCAAAUAACCCAUUCCUGGACAUCCCUCAUGACCCCAAUGCUGCCGUGUAUAAAACUGGAUUUCUGGCUCGGAAAAUCCAUGCAGAUAUGGAUGGAAAGAAGACUCCCCGGGGAAAACGAGGCUGGAAAACCUUUUAUGCUGUGCUGAAGGGAACUGUCCUGUACUUGCAGAAGGAUGAAUAUAAGCCAGAAAAGGCUUUGUCGGAGGAAGAUCUGAAGAAUGCAGUUAGUGUGCACCAUGCACUGGCAUCCAAGGCAACAGACUAUGAGAAGAAACCCAAUGUCCUCAAGCUUAAAACAGCAGAUUGGAGAGUCCUGCUUUUCCAAGCCCAGAGCCAAGAAGAAAUGCAGACCUGGAUCAACAAGAUUAACUGUGUGGCUGCUGUCUUCUCUGCACCACCAUUUCCAGCAGCCAUUGGCUCUCAGAAGAAGUUCAGUCGCCCACUCCUGCCAGCCACCACAACAAAGCUAUCUCAGGAUGAACAGCUGAAGUCCCAUGAAGCUAAGCUGAAGCAGAUCUCCACUGAGCUUGCUGAACAUCGCUCCUAUCCUCCUGACAAGAAGCUCAAAGGCAAGGAAGUAGAUGAUUACAAACUGAAGGACCACUACCUGGAGUUUGAGAAAAAUCGCUAUGAGAUUUAUGUUGGCCUGCUGAAAGAAGGGGUGAAGGAGCUGCUGAGCGGAGGAGAGAACGAUGCGCCAGGACUGAAGAAGUCCCACUCAAGUCCUUCUUUGAAUCAGGAGUCUCCAGUUAGUGCCAAGGUGAAACGCAAUGUCUCAGAGAGGAAGGACUACAGGCCAGAAACACCCAGCAUUAAGCAGAAGGUCACUUAGGGUGGAAAUGACAACUAGGGGAACAGCCAUGCAGCAAAGUAUCGGUGGUCAAAAUUUUUUCAUUUAAUAAUCUGUCAUUCACAAAAAAUAAGUGCAUCUGCCUGAAUGGGGUGUUAGUGACAUUUUCUAUUGUAUAUUUUGCUGUUUCUGUGCAGAUUGUGGGAGAUGUCUUUGCUCCUGCUUUGCUUUGCUUUGUUAAUUUAUCAUUUAGCAGUUGAAGCAUCGGGACGUUUUGUGUUGUUUUGUUUCUAAAGGAGCUGGGGAAGGGGUAGAGCGCUGUGACGUUUAUUCUGUCUCCUCCCCAUUUAUCUCCUCCCAUCGGCAUGUGGCUUUCAUCUCUCAAGUCACUUGUCACUUUAUUUACGUGGUGGGUGGGAAAAAUAACUGGACGAGUGCUGCAGUGCUGUGAAUAUGAGCUGUAGCUGUGAGAACUGUGCAAACAUGCAGCUGCAGAAGGCUGACUAGAGGCUAGGGUGCUGGGAACACUAGUUUCCUGACAACGUUGGUACUGGUACUUAGCAGCAGGUGGUACAGUAAAUAGUCACUGUUGCUUUUUGUUACUGCAUUGACCCUGGACACGGGAGUGCAAAGAAAUGAAACCUGGAAACCUCUGGCAAUGCUGGGAUGACCACAUUGG
Messenger RNA from Ficedula albicollis (Collared flycatcher), 3786 nucleotides. RefSeq names its product pleckstrin and Sec7 domain containing 3 (gene PSD3). The record is from RefSeq and is a predicted model, not a curated record. The coding region runs from base 69 to 3149 and encodes 1026 amino acids. Gene Ontology annotation, molecular function: guanyl-nucleotide exchange factor activity; protein binding; phospholipid binding. The transcript is spliced from 17 exons. Lineage: Eukaryota; Metazoa; Chordata; Aves; Passeriformes; Muscicapidae. Gene Ontology annotation, biological process: regulation of ARF protein signal transduction.